Messenger RNA from Xenopus laevis (African clawed frog), 12467 nucleotides. RefSeq names its product SH3 and multiple ankyrin repeat domains protein 3 (gene shank3.S). The transcript is spliced from 23 exons. The record is from RefSeq and is a predicted model, not a curated record. Bases 487 to 6144 code for a protein of 1885 amino acids. NCBI's taxonomy places the organism in Eukaryota, Metazoa, Chordata, Amphibia, Anura, Pipidae. Gene Ontology annotation, molecular function: synaptic receptor adaptor activity; ionotropic glutamate receptor binding. Gene Ontology annotation, cellular component: cytoplasm; dendritic spine; postsynaptic membrane.
CAUUAUGGGCAAUGAAUACACAAGCCAUAUGGAAUACAUGGGGAUCUCACAAUCAGGCCGCACCCAUUCGGACACGCUGAAGUUAUCCGAUACGCAACAAUAGUGAGUGGAAUCAUCUCCGGGAAACAGGAAAAGCAGCCACUUCCUACAGAGGAAAUGUAGGGAGGUCAAGCAUUUCUCGCCAGUAGAACAGUACAUGCAGGCUUGUUCAAAAGAACACAUACUUUCCAUCCCUUUCUCUAGUAAACAUAUACCAGGAUCCUGUGAACUCGGAGCUUGAGAUUUGAGGAACCAAAGUCCAAACGGCUGUGAGCGGGAUCUGCAAGAGGUACACAGCUGUGUGUGUCUCUCUGUGGACUUUAUAUUUCCUCUGUUGGUAUUUCCGUGUUUUAUUUUGGCUCAGGAGAGUGGCUUCAUGGUCAGUGGGUCAAGUCACAUGUUGUUAUUCUGUCACGUGUCAGUGGAAAGUAAUGAUAAGUAGCAAAGAUGCAGUCUCUCCGCUCCUCCCCCUCUCCUGCUCAUGUUGUGUCUCCGGUUCCGGAGCGGCCCGGACCCCCCCCACCCAGCCCCCCUCAGGGGCCCCCGAGGGACCACGGGGCUCCCGGCACCCCUCGCCUCCCCGGGGGAGACCCAAAGAGCCCGGAAUCAGAGAGCCAGUCCCCCAUCAGAGGAAGAGACACCCCCACAAGGUUCAGAAGCACCAACUUUGGAUAUCCCCCUGAUUCCGGCAGAGAACCCCAAGGCACAGAAAAACUCGCCCCAGACAGAGAUAUCAGCGCCCAGAUUAAAGAGCGUGAGCUUCCCACCAGCCCUGAUAGAAACCACCACAUUGAAGACAGAAGCAUCCCGAUCAGAGACACAUACCCCACCUUCGGAGGCAGAGAUAGUAGAGACAGGGGGUCCCCCGUCAGUGACAGAGUCUCUGUCAGGUCUGCCAGCGAUCUCAAGAUCAGAGACAGAGAGCUCACUGUCAGUGACAGAGACCCCCACGGCUCAGACAGAGACCCCCCCGGCCGGCGGAUGGAAGAGACAGCGGGGAACGCGGUGAUCAUCAGGAUCGGCAUCCCGGACCUGCAGCAAACGAAGUGCCUCCGGCUGAACCCUGAUGCCCCAGUGUGGGUGGCCAAGCAGCGGAUCCUGUGUACACUAAAUCAUAGUCUAAAGGACGUUCUGAAUUAUGGGCUCUUCCAGCCUGCUUUCAAUGGGAGAGCUAGCAAAUUUCUGGAUGAGGAACGGCUUUUGCGGGAAUACCCACCUUCUUUGGCAACACCUGUUCCUUACCUGGAGUUUCGGUACAAGAGGAGAGUUUACACACAGACACUGCUGGAUGACAAACAGUUUGCCAAACUUCAUACAAAGGGUAAUCUAAAAAAGUUCAUGGAGUACAUUCAAUUACAGAAUGUUGAAAAGGUGGCAAGACUGCUAGAGAGAGGUCUAGAUCCCAACUAUCAGGAUCCAGACACGGGAGAAUGUCCUCUAACCCUUGCAGCCCAGUUGGAGGGUGGAGCAGAGCUGGUAAAAUUUUUACGAAAUGGGGGAGCACAUCUUGACUUCAGGACUCGUGAGGGACUAACGGCUCUGCACAAAGCGGUUCAUUACCGCAACCACGCCGUACUGAUGACCCUCUUGGAUUUGGGUGCUUCACCUGACUACAAGGACAGCCGUGGCUUGACACCACUCUAUCACAGUGCUAUGGUUGGGGGUGAUCCUUACUGUUGUGAACUGCUACUCCGAGACUAUGCCAGCCUCGGGUGUGAGGAUGAAAACGGCUGGCAGGAGAUUCACCAGGCUUGUCGGUAUGGACAUGUUCAACAUUUGGAGCAUCUUCUGUUUUAUGGAGCUGAUAUGAGAUCACAGAAUGCAUCAGGGAACAGCGCUCUGCACCUUUGUGCACUCUACAAUCAGGAGAGCUGUGCUCGGGUUCUUCUCUUUCGUGGGGCAUGUAAAGAGAUUCGGAAUUUCAACAACCAGACUGCAUUCCAGGUUGCCAUUAUUGCAGGAAAUUUUGAACUUGCAGAAAUAAUCAAAACUCACAAAGAAUCUGACAUUGUGCCUUUUCGGGAGACUCCAAGUUACACAAAGCGCAGACGUGUUGUGAGCUCUGUGGGUCUCUCAUCUCCACGCUUCCUGCAGCGCUCUGCCAGUGACAACAAUCUCAACUCAGAUGGAGCUCACUAUUCCCCCCUGCCCUCGCUCCGUGGACUGCCCACACAGUUGCUUUCCCAGGCACCAGAGGUCUCCAGGAUAGUAGCUAUAGGGGACAGCAGUCUUGCGAGCACUACUAGCUCCCGUAGCACACACAGCCGAUCCCCAUCACUGCACCGUGCCAGAGAGGAAAGAGAUAUUGACACCCAUACCCUUCGAAGAGGACGAGGAAAGAGCAGCCCAGGGCCACUGGAUAUGAGGAGUACUGGCCCUCGGGGCCCCAAAAGGAAGCUGUACAGUGCCGUCCCAGGAAGAACAUUCAUUGCAGUGAAAUCAUAUGAACCUCAAGGACCUGGAGAGAUCCAACUCAACAGAGGAGAGAGAGUGAAGGUGUUGAGCAUAGGUGAAGGGGGCUUCUGGGAAGGCUCCGUGAAGGGCAGAAGUGGCUGGUUUCCAGCAGACUGUGUGGAGGAGGUUCAAAUGAGACAGCCAGAUCCAAGGCAAGAAACCCGUGAAGAUCGAACAAAGCGACUCUUCAGACAUUACACAGUGGGAUCCUAUGACUCUUUCACAUCACACAGUGACUACGUCAUCCAGGAGAAGGUAGCACGGUUGCAGAAGAGAGAACUGGAGGGAUUUGGCUUUGUACUGCGAGGGGCAAAAGCAGAGACACCAAUUGAAGAGUUCACACCCACACCUGCCUUCCCUGCCCUGCAGUAUCUGGAGUCUGUUGACGUGGAUGGAGUGGCCUGGAGGGCUAGCCUUAGAACUGGGGACUUCUUGAUAGAAGUGAAUGGGGUAAAUGUGGUGAAGGUCGGACACAAACAAGUGGUAUCUCUAAUUCGACAAGGAGGUAGCCACUUAACCAUGAAAGUUGUAUCUGUGAGUCGAAAACCUGAGAGCGAGGAGUCUAUGCGCAGAAGGGCUCCCCCACCACCGAAGAGAGCGCCAAGCACCACACUUACCCUGAGAUCCAAGUCCAUGACAGCUGAGCUUGAAGAACUGGAAAGACUUGAUGAAAUCUUGGUGGCUUCUGAUCCCUCCUUGUGCCCAGAAAUUGCUGAAGCUGAUUCUAGAGCUGCUACUGUGAAACAAAGACCAACAAGCAGGCGCAUCACCCCAGCUGAGAUCAGUUCACUGCUGGAGAGACAGGGGAUUCCUCAACAUGCAGUAUCCCAGUUCCCCAUUGAGAAACAUCAUUUUCCUCUUCAUCAUGGAAUGUCUCGGACAAAAUCUGUGGGUGAGGAUGAGAAGUUAUCAGAUUAUUACUUUGAUGGCCGUUUUCCACGUAGCACAUCCAUGCAGGAUUCAUUAAGGGAAGGUCCUGGAAUCCCACCACCACCACAAAAAGCUGCUCCCCCUCCUCCAACUCCAUAUUAUUUUGACACUGGACCACCCCCAACUUUUUCCCCACCUCCUCCUCCAGGCAGAGGUUAUGAUACAGUGCAUUCCAGCUUUAAACCAGGGUUUGAAGCCAGGUUUCAUGGGCUCCAACAUGGAAUGGGUUCUGCUGAGCUUUUAAGCAUGGAUCGUGGUCUGCCUCCUCCUGAUCGACAAAAGAGAGCUCGCUCCAUGAUAAUCCUUCAGGAUACAUCUCAUCUUCCAGUGGAACCCACAAGUAUUUCACGAGCAGGUCCAUCUCCUAUUCCUCCAGAGAAACUGAAAAGAAGAAGUCGAGCUGUAGAAAAUACUUAUGCCAACGUGGGUAUUUUUACACCAAUGAAGCCACAGAGAAAGAAGAGCCCCCUUGUAAAACAGCUUCAAGUGGAAGAUGCCCAGGAAAGAGCAGCAUUAGCCAUGGUAGGAAGCUUUUCUCGUGAUCCUUCACCAUCACAACGCAGUCCAAGGCAGAGCAUGAUGGAGCUUGGAACAGCUCACCACGAUCCACUUAGUAGCCCUUUUGCAACAGCACUUGCAGGAGUGAUGAAGGAACGCGAAAGAAGGCUGGAUGAAAAGCGUAAAUCCACAGUCUUCCUCUCAGUUGGAGCACUAGAAGGCACUUCUCCAUGUCAAGAUCUCCCAUCCCUGCAGCCUUCACGAUCUGUUGAUGAGCGAUUAUUAGGGAGUCGUGACGUUCUCCUUCCAUCACCUGGAUCCUCAUUAAAAUCAUUAAUGUAUAGCAGUUCUCGUUCCACUUUCAUCCACCCACUAACUGGCAAGCCUCUUGAUCCAAACUCACCCCUUGCUCUUGCGCUGGCCGCAAGGGAGAGAGCACUGUCUGCUCAGGCACCUUCUCCACCUCCUCCGAGGACACCUACCCCAGUAAGGAGCCCCGAAUCAGACAGAGCUCCUCCACUCUUCCUGGAAAUACAAACCAAAGAGGGGGAGAUGGGAAUGGAGUUGGAAGGGUCAGCAUCCCCAAUUUACAGUCCAUCAGGGGCACAAAUUAAAGGUCAGUGGGUAACACCUCUACGCAGAGGUGGAGAAGGUCAACCAGAUAAGAGUCCAGAGAGACCAGAAAGCAAGAUGGAAGAGCGAAAACCUAUGAUUCUAAGCAUUGUAGACACAUCUCAACAGAAAACUGCGGGUCUCAUCAUGGUGCAUGCUACAAGCAAUGGGACAGAAGAAAAAGAACAAGAGCCACCAACUACCAUUGAGAAGCAAGAAGUUGUACAACCCCCAGAUAUUGAGGAGAAAGCCCCUUCCAGCUCUUCAUCUGACAAGACACUUAACCAGGGAAGCUCAGAAGAAGAUGUUGAACCCUUUGGAGGCAACUUGCCACCUGCCAUGCUCUCCUCAAGUGAUGAGGAGACAAGAGAAGAGCUGGCCAAAAUUGGACUGGUGCCUCCUCCUCAUGCAUUUGCCAAUGGAGUCCUGGUCACCAAACUUGGCACCCCCAUCAGCCAACUGACUCGACCUGGUACUUUGGCUUUGCCAUCUGCCAAGCAAGCCAGCAGUACACCACCCUCAGGGAAGCCCUCGGAUUCACCACUUCCCCACCCGGAGUCAGCUACAGAUUCAGGUGUGGAAGAAGUGGACACCAGGAGCUCGAGUGACCACCACCUGGAGACCACGAGCACCAUCUCUACUGUAUCUAGUAUGUCCACUCUUUCCUCUGAAAGUGGGGAGCCCACUGACACCUACACCUCGUAUGCUGACGGUCAAACUUUUAUACUCGAGAAGCCACCAGUGCCUCCAAAGCCCAAACUCAAGUCUCAACUGAUGAAGGGCACAGUGACCUUCAGGGACCCCCUGCUCAAGCAGUCCUCGGACAGUGAGCUCAUCGCCCAGCAGCAACUUGCAGCGGGCCGUCCACGCUACCUCUUUCAGAGAAGAUCUAAGCUAUGGGGAGACCCAGUGGAGAGCCGACCACUUUCUCAUGGGGGCCCUGUGGAAAUAGAAAAGCCGUCAGUUAUUGGAGAAAUCAGUUCCCGACUCCAGCUGCUGAACAAGGACACACGAUCACUGGGGGAGGAGCCAUCAAUUCCGGGAAUGGACCCGGUUAAGAAGUCUCCCGUAGUGGCAGCUCGCUUGUUCAGCAGUCUUGGAGAGCUGCACACUAUUUCCCAGCGCAGCUAUGGAACAUCCUACACCGUACGCCCCGGGAGCAGACACCCACUGACUCGCCGGUCCCCUAGCCCUGUACCAUCUUCCUCUGAGAGAGUGGAGCCAUUAGGAGGUGCACGAUCUUACACACUUACGCCUCCCACCAUCCUGAAGUCCUCCAGCCUUUCAAUUCCUCACGAACCUAAGGAGGUGCGCUUUGUAGUGAGAAGUGUAAGUGCCCGAAGUCGAUCUCCUUCUCCAUCUUCUGGGCAUCCCCUGCAUCCUGCUCGUCCAUUUAUGCAGAAGCCCCUCUCACUAUGGAAUAAGUAUGAUGUGGGUGACUGGCUGGAGAGUCUAAACCUGGCUGAGCAUCGCCUCAAGUUCCAGGACAAUGAAAUUGAAGGCUCUCAUCUACCUGCUUUGACUAAGGAGGAUUUUGUAGAAUUGGGGGUUACCCGUGUGGGCCAUCGUAUGAACAUCGAGCGUGCCCUUCGUCAGCUGAGCACCAGCUGACCCGGCCAGGAGCUGCGAUCCCAACCCCCGGGAGAGCAACUCUGCACCGCUUCAGGGGGAGGAAUGACUUUGCAUACACAAAGUGACAGGCACUGCCCUGAACACAUAGAACAAAUACAAAGGGAAACAGACAGCGCUGUACCAAUACAUACAAUUCAACAGUGCCCAAAACAUACGGAGCAAAGCUCUUAUGUUCCACACAUCCAAAGUCCAACACACUGCCCUGAAACUGCACACAGGAGGACAGCACACUGCACUGAGCUCAUACCCAGGGGAACACACUGCAGUUCACACACUGUCACAAUAACAUGCGCAAGUGUAAUCACACUUGGCCUUUCACAGGCCGACACACUUACGUUGACACACACUGAUACCCAGACUAUAACACGCACAUUAUCUGAGUAAAAUGUAUUUUAAAAGUACCCACCAACUUACAGUAUCCCAACAGACACAGGCAUUAAUAACACACGUAUAUGUAGAGCGACAAGUUUACAUUUAUUGUAGCUCAAAACACACAUUCCUCUCCUUGUGCGAUGCAAUGGGGCCAAGUCAUUGAUCCCCCAACUUUAUUUCGCUCUCUGUGCCAUGGAGUGCAGGAGGGGUCAGUCACGGGGUCCCAGGGCCAGGCCACUGUGUGUGUAAAUUCCAAUUUUUUUUUUAAGCUGAGCAACAAAGGGAUCGCAGUCAGACACAGAAUGGGGCAACUCCAUUCUAAGAGCUGACUCAUGGAGAGAAAUCCAUGGAUUGGGCUGGAAGAAUCUGUAGGUUUCAGCCACCUCCACUGUGGGACGCUUUUUAUGCAUCUUUUUAAUUAGCUAUAUAUUUGAAGAGAAAAUGACUUUACCUAUAUAUAUAUAUAUAUAUAUAUAUAUAUAUAUAUAUAUAUAUAUAUAUAUAUAUAUAUCCAUAUAUCCAUAUAUAUAUAUAUAUCCAUAUAUAUAUCUAUAUCUAAAUAUAUAUAUAUAUAUCUAUAUACACACAAUACCCUCUCACUGGACUUUUUAUAUACAGCAGAUUUGGGGAUGUUUAGAGGUUUUUGCGUGUCCUGCGCUGCCUCAUUUUGGGAUUUGAGUUUUUCUUUGGACUUUUUGGUUAUGUUUAUUUUUGAUUUGUUCAAGUUUUUUUAAUCAAGGUUCUGAGCGUUAUUUGAAUAAACCCCUCACCAUGCCACCAGCAUUAUUUGCAAUGAGACAUGCAUAUUUAUUUAUUUUAUUUAUUUCUUUUUGUCAACAUCUCACAUAGGGUAAUCAUUAACUUGGAGUACUCAUUAUCAUUUUAUAUUUACGUGCACAUUGGGGCUCAUUAAAAUCACCCAUCCGUGUAGCCAAAUGAAAAAUUUGUAUUUUAGUUGUGAAUUCUAUGAUCUGGGAUAACUCUUUGUUAUGUUUGAUUGAUUUCAUCUUUCAUUUAUUCCAAUAUUCCAUGAGGGUUUUCUUCUGACACUGAGGUAGGGUUUUCCCGUUGUUUAAAUCCCUUUCGCUGGACAUUUUAGUUAAAUAUUAUGGGGGGAAAGAACAUUUGGAUAAGUUGUUUAUAUUUAAUUUGGAGGUAAUGUUGACUUAUUCCAGGGUUUUGUCUAUUCAGGUCUUCAGAAUUAGCAAUUAUUUCCUCACUACAUUGCUUUUCAUGGUUGAGCCGGAGAAAGAAUAGACCCCUCUCCUUUGAACAAUGUACAGCACCCUGACAAAUGACACCCAGAAUUCCUCUCACAUUGCAGUUAUGUCCCAAGAUAUUGCAUGGCAUGCAGUAGACUGUUGAUAUCUAGGCAACAAUCUCAUGCACUGUCUUGCAUAUUGUCAUCUGCUUGUGGAUAUUUACUGGAGAUGAGGGAGGAUCAAGGAGCCGGCUGGGUCCUCUCAUGUACUAUGUCCCUGUGCUCCUUAGGAUACAUUACCGGGGGUGACCGACCUGGAUCCGGUGUGCCUUAUUGCCAUGAUAAUCACUUCAGGUCCCUAGUGGGGAGAAGCAAUCUGAUGAUAUCCCAUUUCCUGCAGUGCCUUAUCGCCAUUGUGGAGCUUAGACAAGACCCUCUGACUGUGCUACAUGCGCUGCUCUUUUAGAGCAGGAGAAUAUACAGCCCCCAAGAUGGAGCGAUCGCUGCUGCUUCUCUGACUGGAAUAGCCCAUACCCCAAGACCCAAUUGAACCUCAAAUACAGGGCUAUAAUCCAGCUCCCUGCUUGCCAGAGGGAUUUCACUGAGCCAGGUUACAAGGCAACACAAUACAGCAUGGAGAGUGGAUACAAAAGAAUAAAACUGCCACCUUGUUUAUUGUGUGAAGGUUAACACAGCAACAGAAAUGUGUGUGUAUGAACAUUUAUCAAGUGUAUUUUUGAAGCACUGAAUGAGCAAUAUUACACAAUUAAUGGCUGAGCAGUGUGGGAUUAUUAGGGUAACAGUGUGAAUCUGAAAAGAUUUUUCCGAUGUUUCAGGCAUUGAUACUGUCUCCUUUCUGCCUGGUUAGAGUAGAAAUCUUCUAUCCUGUCCUGCCAUGUGCUGUAAACUCAAUACAGAGGCUCAGACAUCUUACAACCAAGAAACAUGGCUUUGUCUUUGUGAUUUAUGAUAUCACAAUAUAACUGCAUUGUAAAAUAUACUAUUGUAACAGACCGAGACCCUGCAUCAUUAAACAGAUCUAGUUAUGUGCAAAAACAGUCUUUACCUGAAACAGGAUAUACAGAAUCUACUGCGAAGGCAACAGCCAUUGAUAUAACCCAUAUUGUAUGCAACCUCCUCCUCUUCAUGCAUACUGGGGUUAAUAACUAGAUAUAUAGAAAUAUAUAUAUAAUAUAAAUAUAUAGUGCGGUUGGAGACAGUUAUCUCAAAGAGCCUUGUAUAAAUUGGCACAGAGAUUACUGUACUUGCCAUAAUAGCUUUCAGGGUUUGGGUAAUAUAUAUAAAGCAGGACAGAAAGUAAAAGGGAGAGAUUUUGGAAAAGGUGCAUGAAAACCAAACGAUAAAAAGUUAAAAAAAAUAAUUUGAAAAAAAAACCAUAUAAAACAUGUAAAACUUCCACAAAGAAAGGUGAUAAAAUGUCUGGUAAUAAAGAUGUAAACGAAACAAAUAUUAAUAUAGGGGAAUAUGUGCCAAAAAUAGGUAUGAACAUGCUAUAAACGUUAUAUGUUUCUGUCUUCUAUACGCAGCUUCUCCAUUGACAUGACUGCUGAUAUAAUUCAAAAUAUAUAUAAUAAUUCAAAAUCUAUUUAUAGCCACAUUUUAAUCUUGAAUUCUCCACACGAACUCUUUAUGAAUAUCCCCCCCCCCCAUUGCCCUAUCAUGCCCAAAAUUCAUUCCCAUUAUUCUGUAAAUUUGUAGCAGAAAAUUACUCUCUUCUUUUUCCGGCUUUUCCAAAGCUUGAAGGGGGGGCUGGGUGUUAAGGACUGAUUGGGUUGGGGGGGGGGUCUGGGAUUCCGCCAUGGGGUAAUAUCAUCUGGUGCUAAUUAGAGGGGGUGUAGUUUUGCCUGCCCCUCUCAUAUCUUAAUGUUUUUAAGGCUUUCAUAUGGAGUGUGUGUUCCUACAGAGCAUGGCACAGCUAGUAGGGCAGAUAUUGGGUGUGUUGAACAUACAGAGAGCAGGGCUAGAGAUGGAGGAAAUGGGAAUAUAUAUAUAUAUUAUGGUAAGUUCAGCCACAGGAUAUAAGAUUUACCGAGUUUUUAUUCCUUUUGCUUCUUACUUAUGUGUAGAUUCCUUGGAAGGGGAACGUGGGUCUCACAUUGUGAUUUGGGACUAUAUGACCAAAGAAUAUAUACUAGGGUAUUGCUGCUAGUGUCAUCACAGGACGUGACGGGAAGUAGCAUGAAACUGUGUUAAACCCUUUUGUGGUGCUCAGUCAUUACUAAUAAAUUCUACAGUUUUCUAUGCCACACGUCUUUUCCUGUAAGUUUAAGCUUAGGGACUCAAUCUUACUAAACCAGCUUCAUAAUGCUGCUGUGAUUAUUAUGAAGUGAUUGCCGAAUAAGGGUGCUUUUCUGAUCAUGGUUAAAUAGCAAAGAGCACAAUUAAUGACAUCAUUGAAAACUAUUAAACUUUGCUCAUCUCGGCAACAACUAACACCUACAUGAAAAAAUACAGACCAAAGCGUUUGUGAUACUUUACCAGUUACUGUUAAGUACGUUUUUUUUCCACCAAAACCUUUCUGCAGGUAUGAGAUCUAUUAUCUCCUUAUUACAAUGUCACAGAGGAAUACCUGUAGCUUUGAUUUAUGACUGGUUUGCUUUUCUCUCUAGUAAUAAGUACUAGUAAUAAGUACUUUGUAAGAAUCCAUAUUGGUGGCAAUAUAAUCCUAUUGAAUAUUUUAAUGUUUAAAUAUUACUUUGAAGCCUUAUGGCAUGAUACCCCAAAUUAUUGAAAAGUCCUUUAUGUGGAAACCCCCAGUUCCCAAGUAUUCCAGAUAAUAAACCCCAUACCUGUAUAACGGCUAACAGUGACUGUUAAAAUAGAAAGCAACUUAUAAAGCAUACAGUACAUGUAUGAAACUGUGAAUUUAUAUCCUGUUCUAGGAUGAAAUUGACAGGAGAUAACGUCACCCAAUGCAAAUUUUUCAAAUUCAAACAAAACCUUUAGAAUAUCUAAUCCUUGUAGUAGUACCCUCCUUCUUGUUUAAACUUACAAUGCAGAAACCCUAGUAACAAUAACAACUAGUACUAUAGCCACUUAAAAAGUGGUCACUGUCCCAUAUAUGUGAUACUAAUUGACUGUAAAGGAUUUCUAAUUAGCCUGCAGCCCAAACACCAUACAAGGUCCUUAAAACAAUGCUCCAAAAUGACCCGAUGCCAAAUUCAUAUCAAUAGCAAGUCCUAGUGAUUGCUGUAGUUAGCUGUGUUGUGAUGAUCAGUACUUGACAACAUUGCACUUAUUUGCCCACUUGUUUGAUUUGCAAGAUAGGGUUAUGCAGAAGCAUGGGAAUAGUUUGCCCAGUCCAGUUUGAGGACAGUGCAUUCUAUAAACUUGGGUGCAUUUGUACAUAUUCUGAACCACCCAUUAAUCUGUGAUAAAUUAGAAGCAACAUUUGGGUAUUUGCUUCAAUUAUUCUAACUGCACUGGACCAGUAAAAGCUAAGGGUCAAGAAGCUACUAUUGCCCAUGUUCCUGCAUAAGCUGCAGUGUACUUUCAUGUAAUUAUAAUUCCACAUAAAAUACAAUUUUAUUUUUAUGAAACCUUAAUGUAAUCCCCCCCAAUGUACUGAUAAAAAGUUCUAUACUAUUAAAAUAAUACUCAUAUUUGUAGGUUAUGGAUAUUGACAUACAGACACACCUAAGAAAUCUGACCCAUUUACCAUCCAUCAUAUAAAGUAAACUUAUAAAUGAUUGUAUUUACGCAGCCAACACUCCCAGCUAUAAGAAAGACAUAGAGAAUCUUUUCCCCGUGGUGUUUACCAUUAAGUUUAGAACAGGUAACGGAGUAGCCCCAGUGUCGGUUUCGGAAGAUCCAUUUUCUGUACUAUAGUAUUUGUUUUAGGCUCUUCGGUGUAUGAGCUUGACAGUUCUGAGUUAAUAACUUCUUCCCUAAAUAAAUCACGGACUGUAAUCAAAUGGCAAAUUUUGGGGGGUACUUUUUAUAAAAGUGCCUUCUCCUAAUGUUGCUCUAUUUUCAGAAAAACAUCACAAGUGCUGGAUUUCUUGCUGAGUAAUUGUCUGUGUAAUGUGCAGGGCUUUCAAAUGGAUGGGUUUCAUCUGGGUGGAAUUAUGAUAGAAGGGUGAACCAUAUAGGUAUUGUCAAUAGAAUAUUUAGUAGAGAGUGCCUUUUAUGAAUGCACAUGUUAAAAAUCUCAAAAUACAAGUUAUUUAGGGCAGUGGUUGCUAAUGUUUUGUUUGUGUGAUGAGAGGCAUUGAGAAGGGGUUGUGAGGAUGUUCCAUUAGGGCAGUGAGGUGGACUUGGGCAUUUUCAGCGUAAGGUUGUUGAAGUUAGCAUAGUCAAGCAAGCUUUGUCUGGAUUACAAUGUAACUGUUGUAUCUGGACGUUCUUUGGUGCUUGAAAGGGAAAUAUGAUGUGCAAUGUUCUCUGUGCUUUAAGGGAUGGCAAAUGUAGAAUGUUCUGUGAGCUGGAAAUGUGUGGCAUAUAAAGAUGUCAUCUGGGGGUAUAAGUUUGCCAUACUACCCCUAUGAAUGUGGGAAAGGACUGAAUAUAUGUGUGUGGAAAUGUCCCCUGCAAUUACUAAUGGGUACAGUCAAUGGACGAUAAGAUGAUGUUGAUCCUGGGGAUUGCAGAAAGUGCUCUAGACAUAAUUGUGGUAAUUUUAAGGGCGGGGUAUCUGGGUUACCUCUCUUACCCCUGCAUCAGGUGUUAAUUAGUGUGCUGGAUGACAUAAUAAAUUUAUAAGAAAUUC